AUGACCCGCUUUGGCGACUUUGCGCCUCUGUGCCACCAUACCCCGUCUUACCCAUGGUGCAACCUUUUCUAUCGUUUCCUGCUCGACAAUUCUCCGGAUACCCUACAGAACCAGGGCAACGAUGAUGCUGUCGGGGUCAAUCCAGUGUGCGGUAUUCCGAGGGUAGGAACGGACGGCAGCAUCAGCAACAUUGCAGAAAUCGUCGUCUGCGCGCUCAGCAUGGUCUUCGUCGGUCUCCUCAUCUUCCUCACCAACCGACGCAAAGCCGCAGUCGGCAGGGUCGAGCUCCGUUUCCUGCUCUUCCUCUAUUUUCUCACUUUACCCUUCUCAAUAUUGACCCAAGGCUCCCUGCUGGAGCAGGGCACGACCGCGCUGGUCGUACUCACAGCCAUCCAUGCAGGUCUCGUUGCUGCUCUUUUCGCUGCCCUCCUUGCCAACGCCAUCGUCGCGACGCAGGUCGUCGAGGACGGCACUAUGGCGUCCAUCAUGCCCUUCAGCAUUCUCACACUGGCAUUUUUUGUCGCUACCCUCUAUAUAUCCCUCGAUGUCGCCCUCGGAUUCUCCAACGCCCUAAAACCCUCCGACCCGGCGGCAGACUUGCAUUCUAUACCUCUAUUUAUCUUCACAACCAUAUGGCCCGGAGCGUGCGCUGUCAUCUUCUUUGCCUUGAUGGCGUACAUUGUACUUGCCGUCCUCAACGAGACACGUCCCAUGUGGUUCUACGUCCUUGCCGCAGUCCUUUUCGUGCUUUCCCAGCUUGCAUGGUUUUUGUUGGGGAGAGUAAUUUGUAGCGGGAGUAAUUCCAAGGUCGACGGCAGCUUCAUUGCUACGCUCCUUGAGACUGCGUGCAUAGGUGUUCUCUAUUUGGCGUGGAGAAGUAUAACCGAAGAAUCGUGGGACGAUGGCACUUAUUAUCCUUCAUAA
Messenger RNA from Desarmillaria tabescens, 924 nucleotides. Its product is annotated as chitin synthase III catalytic subunit. The transcript has 2 exons. Gene Ontology annotation, biological process: protein folding. The record is from RefSeq and is a predicted model, not a curated record. Lineage: Eukaryota; Fungi; Basidiomycota; Agaricomycetes; Agaricales; Physalacriaceae. The coding region runs from base 1 to 924 and encodes 307 amino acids. Gene Ontology annotation, cellular component: endoplasmic reticulum membrane.